AUGAAGGACAUACAGGUGGCUCUGCUGCUCCUUGUGCAGGGCACAAUCACACAGGCAACCGUGACAGCAGCUCCAGAAGUGACUCCUCCUGUCAGCACACUUCAAUAUCUGACUCAGCUUAACGAGAAGGCUACCAGUCAGCGCAGCUCCCCAAAGCUCUUUGCCAACGUGACUGGCUCUCUGGAUGACCAUGGAAGUUGUCAGUGCUCUGUGUACUUGCCGGAUACCGACUUUCCCGUGCUGAAGGUCGAGCAAUUGCAAGUGAUAGCCACAACGCUCUUGCAGAAAUUUGAGGCAGAGCUUUCUCAAGUUAAAGAGUAUUCAAAAAGGAUUGAAAUAUAUCAACAGCAAAUUAUUAAUAUAACCAUCAGAGUGGAGCAUAUGGAGCAGAGCAGCAUAUCUUACACAGAACUGGACUUCCAGUUACUGAAAGUGGAAAUCAGUAACCUAGAAAAUCUGGUCAUUCAGCUGAAAUCCAGUGUUGUUGGGAGCAAUGUCAUCAUCGAUCAAAUAUAUUUGGAGAUCACAAAUCUAACUAUAAUGGUAAGUGAACUAGAAUCAAUGGACAAAAACAAUAUCCUUGCAAUACGUCGACAAGUUGCAUAUCUUCAGAAUCAAUUGAGAGAGUGCGAAGAGAGCAAAAACAAAACAACAGCACCCCCUUAUUUCCCACCAGGUAGCUGCAUUCACCGUGGACUGCUGAAUGUUAGCCAGCCCUAUGUUGCAAGGCUGAACUGGAGAGGAUCUUCCUACAAAUAUGGUUCCUGGGGUAGAGAUUAUUCUCCCUCCAACCCUGAGGAAGAGAUCUAUUGGGUUGCACCACUGACCACAGCUGGGAGAUAUUUUGACUAUCUUAGGAUUUAUGGUUCUUUUGAUGAUUUGCUGCUGUAUAAUCCAAUGUAUGAAAGAAAACUAUCCUAUGGGGAAGGAAGUGGUGCUGCUCUUUACAAUAAUUUUUUGUACUAUCAUGUUUAUUCUUCAUCAAAUAUAGCCAUGUACGAUAUACAUACAAACAAAGAGGUUGUGCGUAAAGCCCUUCCCUCUGCUGCUGUCAGUAACCGUUUCUCAUAUGCAGGUGUAUCGUGGCAAGACAUAGACUUUGCUGUGGAUGAAAGUGGGUUGUGGGUAAUAUAUUCAACAGAAGAUAGCCUGGGCAACAUUGUGAUUAGCAAACUCAAUGAGACCACACUUGAUGUGCUAAAUACUUGGCAGACAAGACAGUACAAGCCAUCUGUUUCCAAUGCUUUCAUGUUAUGUGGCAUUCUGUAUGCCACAAGGACACUGAGCACUAGGAAAGAGGAAAUCUUCUACACGUAUGACACAAGUACUGGCGAAGAAGGUCAUAUUAGUAUCAUCAUGGAUAAAAAGUUAGAGACAAUGCAGAGUCUUUCUUAUAGCCCCACAGACCACAGAUUGUAUGUUUACAAUGAUGGUUACCUUCUAAGUUAUGAUAUAACCUUUCAGCCUUAG
This is a messenger RNA of Lagopus muta (rock ptarmigan), 1470 nucleotides long. It is a transcript of the gene OLFM4, whose product is annotated as olfactomedin 4. The transcript has 6 exons. The coding region runs from base 1 to 1470 and encodes 489 amino acids. Gene Ontology annotation, biological process: signal transduction. The record is from RefSeq and is a predicted model, not a curated record. Lineage: Eukaryota; Metazoa; Chordata; Aves; Galliformes; Phasianidae.